Caenorhabditis sp. 36 PRJEB53466 is the source of this 1337-nucleotide messenger RNA. NCBI's taxonomy places the organism in Eukaryota, Metazoa, Nematoda, Chromadorea, Rhabditida, Rhabditidae. The record is from the annotation of a GenBank genome assembly.
AUGGGAUUAUGUCAGUCGACCGAAGACAAAGAGUUGACCAUGAAGUCGAAGGCUAUCGACAAAGAGAUGAUGCAAGGCCAUCUGGCUCAACAGAAGGUCGUCAAGCUGCUUCUGCUUGGUGAGUCCUCGACGUCAUCUUGCCUCCCCGCACGCCUUUCUUUCGUCCGUUUACGUUUACAGCUGCUAUUACUAGAAUUAUAGGCGCCGGAGAAUGUGGAAAGAGCACAGUGCUGAAGCAGAUGAGGAUCCUCCACGAUCACGGCUUCACGACCGAAGAAUCCGAGCAGCAGAAGAGCGUCGUGUUCAACAAUACACUUCAGGCGAUGAUCUCGAUUCUGAAGGGCAUGGAAUCACUCCGGGUGACGUUCGACAAGCCGGUCCGAGAGAACGACGCAAAGUUUGUGAUGGAGGCACACAAAAUGCUACAGGAGGCGAAGCAAUUCCCGGAAGAGUUGGCGCAGAGUAUCGAGAAUUUGUGGGCGGAUAAGGGUGUUCAACAAGUGAUAGCCAAGGGGAACGAGUUUCAGAUGCCUGAGAGCGCGCCACAGUAAGAGCCUCGGAUUCUACUAACUAACCUCUUCCUCAAUCCAAUCGUUUUCAGCUUCCUCUCAAGCCUUGAUCGCAUCAAAAUGGCCGAUUACGUACCGACGGAGCAGGAUAUCCUUCUGUCGAGAAUCAAGACGACCGGAAUUGUCGAGGUCAAGUUCCAGAUGAAGAAUGUGGAUUUCAGGUUAGUCCGGGCGUUGUAUAGAACUUCUCAAAAGUGCACAUUUCAGAGUGUUUGACGUAGGAGGUCAGCGAUCAGAGCGAAAGAAGUGGAUCCACUGUUUCGAGGACGUCAACGCCAUCAUCUUCAUCGCUGCCAUCUCGGAAUACGAUCAAGUUCUGUUCGAGGAUGAGACUACUGUAAGCGGAGGUACCAGUAAAAUGCUACAAAAUAAUAUUGUAGAACCGAAUGAUUGAGUCGAUGAGGUUGUUCGAGUCCAUCUGCAACUCGCGAUGGUUCAUCAACACUUCCAUGAUACUCUUCCUCAACAAAAAAGAUCUGUUCGCCGAGAAGAUCAAGAGGAGUUCCAUCAAAGUUGCAUUCCCAGACUACAAAGGUAACCUGGCCCGCUUGAAGCCUACUAUCGUCAAAUCCAUUUCCAGGAGCGCAAACCUACGACGAGUCGACGCGCUACAUCGAGGAGAAGUUCGACGGACUGAACGCGAACCCGGAGAAGACGAUCUACAUGCAUCAGACGUGCGCGACGGACACGGACCAAGUGCAAAUGAUCCUCGACUCGGUCAUCGACAUGAUCAUCCAGGCCAACUUGCAGGGCUGCGGUUUGUACUGA